UCGCUCCCGACUCACUUUCCCCGUUCCUACCGCUCCUGUAGCACCUUCUGCAUGAGGUCACUCAGCGCCGAGGUCAAUCAGCGCCGGAUUUCGUGAUCUUCGCUGAGGCUUCACGAUGGGAGCUUCGGAGUCCAAGCUUGUCUUCAAGCAGGGCAUCUUCCGUCUGUCAGAGGAGAAGGACAUUCCUGCGGAUGAUCCCUACUGGGCCAGAUUCUGGGAGCUCCCAGAGUCCACCGAGGAUGUCUUCAGCCUGUUCACCCCCGCCGAUAUACGACGCACCCGCGAUCAUGCUUUAUCGAACUUCGAAACGCUUCUUCUCUCUGUCACCUCUCGCCUCACCGUCCUGAAAAAUCACCCAUCGUUCCCCGACCCAGAUCUCGCCCCCGACCGCGAUGCGCUCAACUGCAUCCGCAUCCUCACCCGCAUCCUCCCCUUCAUUUACGAGGCGGAGCACCUGGAGGACUGGGAGGAGAAGUUCUUCUGGGCCCGCCGCAAGAAGCGGACAAGAGAGACCCAAGUGGCUGCGGAGAUACUGUUCGAUGAGGCGCAGACGGAUGAACAAGAGAAUGCCCCGCGGACCAGCGACUAUGAGGACGUGAAACCCUUGGCCGAGGAGCUGAUCGACAACCUGUUGGACCUGCUUUUCUACACCGGAUUCACCAUUCCUCAGCUAUCAGCGGCGAAGAGCAAGAUCUCGUACUCGAUUUGGCAGAGUGGUGUGGGCUGCAACACCUCCAUGGGUUCCACAAAAGAGCUCGAGAGCAACCGCUGCGAGGUCCUCCGGUUAUUCCUCACGCUGACGGGGAAAGCCAUGUACAUGCCGUCCAGUCUACUUCCCGUGCAGGGCGUCCGGGCAAUCUCCUACAUGACCACUUGCUCGGACAAGCAGGUGGUUCUGACUCUACUCUGCUCGCUACUUAACACUGCUGUCAAAUACAACCCUGCCUCCUGGAGAGUGCCGUAUGACCAUGUCGUCUGGAAAGACCCCAAGCAGAUACUGGUCAUCUACUGCUUACAACUUCUCCUGGUGCUUCUGCUAUAUCCGGUCCCCGAGGACGGCCGCGGAACUCCACCCAAGAACUACUAUCGGCACUACUUUGGAAGAUUGCAUCGGCCGCAGGAUUUCCAAUUUCUGACUGACGGCAUGACCAGGAUCUUAAACCAGCCGAUGCAAGCGACGAACGCGUAUCUCCCCGGUAGUCAGAGAUCGGUCAAAUGGGCACCUGAAAUGCUGGUCCUCUUCUGGGAGGCUUUGCAAUGCAACAAACGGUUUAGGUCCUUUAUUAUCGAUUCGAACCGCUCGCAUGAUUUUAUGAUCCUCUGUAUCUUCUAUGCCAUCGAGUACAAAUCCGAUCCUGCUAAGCAGGGUGUAGUCAGGAUGUGCAUCUUUAUCAUGCAGACGAUGAGCGUGGAGCCCAAUUUCGGCAAGAGUCUGAACACAAAGUUCGAGGCACAGGAGACUCUUCCCCAGAGUAUCCGCAUCCCUGGCUUCAGGGGGUCGCAUGCUGAUUUUCUCAUCAUGUCUGUCCAUACCCUGAUCACUGCGAGCAAGGGAAAGCUGAAUGCUGUGUAUCCCGCUCUCCUGGCGAUCAUCAACAACAUAGCACCGCAUGUCGAACAUCUGUCUCCGGGCUCGUGCUCCAAGCUGCUGCAACUCUUCUCGUUUAUGUCCGCCCCGAGCUUUCUCCUGGCUAACGAGACGAACCAUGUCCUUCUUUCUUCGGUUCUUGAGUCUAUCAACUCAAUCCUGGAGCACCAAUUCACCCAAAACCCUUUCCUGGUGUAUGCCAUUCUGAAGUAUAGAAAGCGUUUUGAAGCAGUGCGAGAAUUUACACUCGAGAGUGGACAACAAGAGAUAGAACGCCAGAACGAGAGGAGAAAGUCCGGGGGUGACUUUGUCUCUAGUCCUGUUCUUGCGCCGUCCGAUGAAGACACUCGUGUUUCUUCCGAAACGCGGUCGCCAUUGGGCCGCAUCCCCGAAGAGAACAGUCCUUUUGCGAUUGGCGGUGAUGAUGACUCGGACGACGAAAGAGAGGGACAGAGCACACCGGCGCAGGACUCGCCUUCCGUGCAGACCUCUCGACGACCCUCGAUCUCCUCCGUCGUGGACGAGAGCGUCCCUUUGCAGCUGCGAGGCAUGUCCGAAAAGGCCCGGGGCAAGAUGCCUGCUGGACAGCCCUCUUUUUCUCGGCAGAAUAGCAUCACGAGUCAGAGUAGCAUGUCGGCAGCGUUCUUUGCAUCCUCCAGUGGUUUCACGCCGACCACGGCUUGGCUUGAAUCCUGGUUGCCUGAGCUACCCCUUCACACCAUCCUUACGAUCAUCUCGGCCAUAGCACCUCACGUUCCCGAGUCCGCCUUCCAGUCGGCCUCUAGCCCUGAGGCCCGCACCCUUAUCACGAACCUCCCCUCGUUUCUGGAGGACCCGGUGCUCAAGACCAUCGUUUCAGAACCCUCGCCGGUUCGCGUCCACUCAUUUGAAUGGUCGGCGCUGUCAUUGGGCUGGUACGAGUCGCUGCUCUGGGGCUUUAUCUUCUCGAGCGAGAUGGUCGUGGGGUCUGCAUCGGGGGCCACGCCGGGUACUGUGGGUGUUUGGAACGGAACUGGGAUCAAGCUGUUCAAGGUCCAGGAGGCCGCAGCUCAAGGUCCCACCCUGCUUGCCCCCAAGGGUGCCGUCGAUGCUGUAGGCAGCAACCUGGUCCAGCGCAUCGGCAACCUGAGUUUCCGGCGCAGUAGCACGCAGGACUCGCAGACCAGCUCCAGGCCACCGUCUAUCCGGGAGGUUUAAGGUGACCACCUAUCCAUCCGUUCAGUUCCUGUAAUUCCCGCCCGGCCAGGGAUGAUUCAUGUCAUUUAGUAAAGUAGCUUUUUUUCUAAUGAUCGUUAUGGUUUCCAUGAUACCUCGCGGCGUUUGCGCGAUGGCGGUUUUUGUAUGCGC
Messenger RNA from Aspergillus heteromorphus CBS 117.55, 2935 nucleotides. RefSeq names its product Hid1 family protein. Bases 116 to 2785 code for a protein of 889 amino acids. The record is from RefSeq and is a predicted model, not a curated record. The transcript is spliced from 8 exons. Gene Ontology annotation, cellular component: membrane; Golgi medial cisterna; Golgi trans cisterna. NCBI's taxonomy places the organism in Eukaryota, Fungi, Ascomycota, Eurotiomycetes, Eurotiales, Aspergillaceae.